CACACUCCUUUGGCCAUUCUCGUCAGCGCUCUGCUCCCGCAUCAAAUUCGCAUUCACACACGCUUCUCGUCGUCCUUAAAGAGUCUUCAACAUGGCAGACCGAUUUCCUUCGCUCGAGGACUUUGAUUCCGGAGCGCAAACCGAAAUCCAGAACGUUUCCGACGAGCCCUCCGCCGAAGACUUCCUCGCCAGAGAAAAGGCUCUGCUGGGCGAUGAUGCGAACCAAUUCGCGACGAGCGAUGACGCAACCGCACUGGCCGACACCAGUGGAGAUCUCCUUGGAGAGAGCACUGCUGCGGAAUCGACCUUUGAGUCUCAGUUCCCCGACCUCGCCAAUCCUGCUGCUGGCCUCGCAGGAGUAGAUGGAAACAUCAUGACCGGCCCGUCUGUAAGCUACAACUCGGGUUAUCAGACAUAUGCCGCCGACGAGGAGGAGCCGGAAGUCAUCAAGCAGUGGAGAGAGGCCCGCGACGCCCAGAUUGCCAAGAGAGCUGAGCAGUUUGCCGCUCAGCGAGAGGAGACGAUACAGGAGGCUCAGCGAAACAUUGACGACUUCUACGAGAACUACAACUCCAAGAAAGAAAAGGGCAUUGCGCAGACACGCAAGGAAGCCGAGGAGUUCCUCGCGAGCAGGGAGGAUACCGUUUCUGGUGGCACCAGCUGGGACCGCAUCGCGAAGCUGGUCGACGUCAGCGGAAAGGGGGCCAAGGGCGGAGCCGCCGGAUCUGGCAAGGAGCGCUUCCGUGAGCUGCUCGUGAGCCUGCGCAAAGACGAGAAGGCUCCUGGCGCAACUGGCUACUAAUGUUGGAUAACAUGGGUUGACAAAACCAUCUUUGUGGCAUUGCGUUGCCUGGAUUCAGGGGGGGGCAAGGAAGGGCGGGAUUUCUGUCUUGCGGUACAUUUUGAUUUGCAACUUUUUUUUACCACGCAAAUACCGGGGUGGUACGAUGAAUCAUGGCUAAGCAUAAUUCAAGAGGAGAAAAAGGAUUGAUAACCAAGAGCUAGACGAGCGCGACCAGAAGCAUCGCGAUAUCAAAGUCAUGGGGUGGUGGCGAGAGGCGGACUUGAAAAUCCUAUAUUUAC
Messenger RNA from Trichoderma reesei QM6a, 1083 nucleotides. RefSeq names its product clathrin light chain. The record is from RefSeq and is a predicted model, not a curated record. NCBI's taxonomy places the organism in Eukaryota, Fungi, Ascomycota, Sordariomycetes, Hypocreales, Hypocreaceae. Gene Ontology annotation, cellular component: clathrin coat of coated pit; clathrin coat of trans-Golgi network vesicle; plasma membrane. Gene Ontology annotation, biological process: clathrin coat assembly; clathrin-dependent endocytosis; intracellular protein transport. Gene Ontology annotation, molecular function: clathrin heavy chain binding; structural molecule activity. The coding region runs from base 92 to 802 and encodes 236 amino acids. The transcript has 3 exons.